AUGGUGACGAAUCCAAAAUCUUUAGAAAAUGUGUCAUUACGUAUUCCCAAAGAUUAUGUAGGUCAAUUAGACGUGACAACAACUUACAAAAAUAUUUUGACACAAGAUGCAUUAAGAUUUAUUGUAUUACUUCAUCGAAAAUUUAAUAAUCGAAGGUUACAAUUGUUGGAAAAUCGUACUAUUUUACAACGUAAAAUUAAUGAUAAAAGUUAUCAAUUUGAUUUUUUACCAGAGACUGCCGCAAUUAGAAAUAAUCCAAUUUGGUCUGGUCCUACAAUUCUUGCCCCAGGAUUAAUUCAAAGACAUACAGAAAUUACAGGCCCACCUGUUAGAAAUAUGGUUAUUAAUGCAUUAAAUUCCGAUGUAGAUACAUAUAUGACUGAUUUUGAGGAUUCAUUAUCACCAACAUGGUCUAAUUUAAUUGAUGGUCAAAUUAAUCUUUAUGAUACCAUUAGAGAAAAAGUAGAUUUUACUAAUGAAUCAGGUAAAAAUUAUUCAAUGACUAAAACAUUUAUUGAAUCGCCAACUCUUAUUAUGAGACCAAGAGGUUGGCAUAUGGAAGAAAAACAUUUAUAUGUUGAUGGUGAACCAAUUAGUGCAUCAAUAUUUGAUUUUGGUCUUUAUUUUUUCCAUAAUUGUAAUGAAUUAAUUAAAAGAGGUAAAGGACCAUAUUUUUAUUUACCAAAGAUGGAACAUCAUCUUGAAGCGAAAUUAUGGAAUGAUAUUUUUAAUGUAUCUCAAGAUUGCUUAGAGAUUCCAAGAGGUACCAUUCGUGCAACUGUAUUAAUCGAAACAUUUCCAGCUGUAUUUCAAAUGGAAGAAAUAAUUUUUCAAUUAAGACAACAUUCGAGUGGAUUAAAUUGUGGUAGAUGGGAUUAUCUUUUUUCAACAAUUAAAAGAUUAAUGUCCUAUAAAGAAUAUAUUUUACCAAGUCGUGAACAAAUUACUAUGGAGACGCCAUUCAUGGAUACUUAUGUAUCAUUAUUAAUCAAUACAUGCCAUAGACGUGGAGUACAUGCGAUGGGUGGUAUGGCUGCACAAAUUCCAAUUAAAGAUGAUUCUGUUAAGAAUAAUAAUGUUAUGAUGAAAGUCAUUCGUGAUAAGACUCGAGAAUUAAAUAAAGGUCAUGAUGGUUCAUGGAUUGCACAUCCUUCUCUUGCCAAAAUAUGUAAUCAAGUAUUCCAUUCAAUGGGGACAAAAAAUCAAUUAUACAAGAUCCCAACAAAUUUUUCAAUUAAUGAAAAUAUUAAAUUGUUAUUAUUACCAAACAAUGAAUUAGGCAAUAUUAAGAUUACUGAAGAAAACAUCGAAUAUUCAAUUAAAGUAACAUUAUUAUACAUGGGAUCAUGGUUACAAGGUAAUGGAUGUGUUCCAAUUGAUAAUUUAAUGGAAGAUGCCGCUACUGCAGAAGUAUCUAGAUGUCAAUUAUACCAAUGGGUUAAACAUAAAAUUCAAACGACUAAUAAUAAAAUUAUUACAAUUUCAUUCGUCUCUAAAUUGAUUAAAGAUGAAGCCGAUCGGUUAUAUAAACAAUACAAUAAUAAUACGGUGUUUUAUACAGUGGCUAAAUUAUUAUUAAAGGAUCUUUCAUCUGAACAAACCCACGAAUUUUUAACGGUAUUAUUAUAUGAUGAGCUAAUAAUCACAGAAAAUCCAACAAUAGAGUCUCACGAACAAGAAUUUCCAAGUAAACUAUAA
This is a messenger RNA of Maudiozyma saulgeensis, 1698 nucleotides long. Lineage: Eukaryota; Fungi; Ascomycota; Saccharomycetes; Saccharomycetales; Saccharomycetaceae. The record is from the annotation of a GenBank genome assembly.